This is a messenger RNA of Salvelinus namaycush (lake trout), 6947 nucleotides long. RefSeq names its product disks large-associated protein 4-like. Gene Ontology annotation, cellular component: postsynaptic specialization; glutamatergic synapse. Gene Ontology annotation, biological process: signaling. The coding region runs from base 1 to 3477 and encodes 1158 amino acids. The record is from RefSeq and is a predicted model, not a curated record. Lineage: Eukaryota; Metazoa; Chordata; Actinopteri; Salmoniformes; Salmonidae. Gene Ontology annotation, molecular function: molecular adaptor activity. The transcript is spliced from 11 exons.
AUGAAAGGGUUAGGAGCCAACCGCAAUCGCUCCGACUCCUGCGACCCCACCCAUGGCCCCCCGGAGCCCCUGUACCCCCACCAGGCCUCCACACUGCCUCGGAGCCCCUACCUUCUCAGCCCCACCAGCAUGGACCACUACGGCACCAUGGACCCGCACCACUACAACCCCUCUGUGGACCACCACUACAAUCAGGGCUCCCUGCCCCCGGACUACUCUCUCCCCCUCAACAACCAGCUGUCCAACAGCAGCACCUUCCCCCGCAUCCAUUACAACGCCCACUACGACCCGUCCGACUUCUCCCCGCCGCAGGGGGACAGCAUCGGGGGCAUUAGCACGGGAACCCUGGGCACCUCCAUGUCCAUGGGCAUGGGAAUGGGCAUAGGGAUGCAUGGCUCGAGUGGCAUGGGGGGCCUGCAGAGCGGUCGGGGGUCCAUGAUCACCAGCGGUUCUGCCACCAUUUCCGGCGGGGCCAAGAUGAACCGGCAGCUGGCGCCUAACUUGCUGGACCAGUUGGACAAGCAGCUGCCUGGGGGGCCCAGAGAUGGCUUCAGUACACUGCAGUUCCACCGGAGCACAUCGGCCGCCCUCUCCGCCGCCUCCAAGCAGCGCACCGACAGCCCCGGGCGCAUCCGUAACCUGGUGUGCUCUGUCCAGAAGCUCUUCGCCAAGUCACAGUCCAUGGAUGGCCACAACCUCAAGGGUGUCAACGGGCGUUCGGGUGCAGGAAGUGGCAGCGGCGGGACCUCAUCCGGGACCGAGGACGGUGGGAAGCGGGACCAGCGAGCCAAGAGCAAAGACCGGGGCGGGUCCAAGUCAGACGGGGGCGGGACGGGCAAGCGGCGGCCGCGCUCCAACAUGUCGGGCUACUGGAGCUCGGACGACCUGGACAGUGCGGACCUCAGCAACUACCGCAACCCCAUAGCCAUGACACUGGGACGACCCACAGCGCAUCAGCAGCAGGGGCACCAGAGCCGCUACGUGGUCCACAGCGGAUACAACACCAUCAGCUCAUCCAAGAGCAACAACGAGGUCAUAAAGUAUCAACAGGCACUGCCAGGACCCGGGGGCGGAAGUGGGGGCGGAGGAGGAGGUGGAGGUGGGAUCAGCAUGGGGGUGAACAGUAAUGACUUUAUGAAGGGGGGUUCGUGGUCAACACUGACCCUGGGUCAGCCCAGACAGGUGCUGCAGAAGGGCCACUCGGCGACCCUGGACCGGUCCAUGCUCAAGUCCAAGUCGUGCCAGCAGGAGCUGGCCUGCCACUACCUGCAAGUGGGCCGACAGGGGGACUGGAGUAACACGCUGGGUCGUAGCGGUGGAGGAGCCGGAGCCAACGAGAUCCCAUGCAGGCGCAUGCGGAGUGGCAGCUACGUGAAGGCCAUGGGUGACCUGGAGGACAGCGACGACUCAGACGGCAGCAUCAAGCCCUCGCCCAAAAUGGCCGCCCGCCGCCAGAGCUACCUCAGGGCCACCCAGCAGUCUCUGAGCGACCAGCUACCGUCACGCAACUGUCUUCCCGCUCUGAGAGAGCUUUCCACCAACCGUAGCCUGGACAACCUGGACUGUCUGGGGGGUCCGGUGGGGGGCUCCCUGUUCCCCCGCUGGGAUGAUGAGGACUUCAGCCAGGGUGGCGGCUGCAGCACCCUGGGGAGGAGCAGCUGCAUUGACCAGCUACGAGACCUAGAGAUGUUGAGUCAACGCUACGAGGAUAGCUGCCCCGAGUCGUCGUUCCGAGAUUCCCACACACUCUCACGCUCUCAUUCCCAGGCAGUGGAGCCUCCAGAUCUACCCAUGCCCACGUGCUUCCGAUCUCGUAGCCAUAGCUACCUGCGGGCCAUCCAGGCCGGAUGCUCGCAGGAUGACGACACUGCUUCUGUGGACUCGGAUUCGCCGCCGCCAACCGCCACUACUGUUCGUACCUACAGCACCAGCACUGUCUCCACAUGCAUCACCACCUGUAAGAAGCCGGCGCCCCCGCCCGUGCCACCCCGCACCACCUCCAAGCCCUACAUCUCUGUGACGGUGCAGAGCAGCACUGAGUCGGCCCAGGACACCUACCUGGAUCACCAGUCUGAGCGCGACCGCCGCAGCGAAACCAUCACCAGCCAGUCUAGCCAGGCACACAGCAAUUCCUCCGACAGCCUCGACAGCACGCGCGCCAACAGCCUGGCUCGGGGUGUCCCUCGGCCUAUCCCCAUGCCCGUCGCCACCCACCGGGAACCCCUCGCCGCCACCGUCCACCACGCCACCACCGGGACUGAGACCAAUGACUCCCAGCAUGAACCCCUGAGGACAGGCGCCAACAGAGGGAGCCUGACAGCAGAGGAGCCACGAGCGGACAUCGUGCCCCGGAGAAAGCUCUCCUCCAUAGGGAUACAGGUUGACUGCAUUCAGGAGGAAGUCCAGCGAGAGGAGACACCGCCAUUGGCCAGAUUCCAGUCAAUCGGAAUCCAGGCGGACGACGGCUGGCUCAGUCGCUCCAGUAGGAUGGCCUCCAAGCAGGAGACAGACUCUGACACACAGGACCUUCCCAUCAACUCGCACGCCAACUCCCACGCCAAGCCCGCCGCCGAGAAGAAGAGCAUGGUCAACAGCGCCUGCCAAUCCAUGGUGUCGCCCCCGUGCAGCGGCCAGGUCAGCAAGGGCAACGGAUCAAAUCCCACCGUUGACACCAGUACGUCGCCACCUCCGCUUCGGCAGAUCCUCAACCGCUCCACCACACGGUCCGACUCCUCCGACUCCUUCUCCGAGAGCAUGGACCCAGCCCUGGACCCCUCAUCCCUGCCCCCUCCAGACCCCUGGCUGGAGAGCGGGAACGGAAAUAGCGGUAGCGGGAACCCUAAUGCGGUGCCCCCUCCAGGCCCUGCCUGCCGGAGGGACGGACACUGGUUCCUCAAGCUGCUGCAGGCGGAGACGGGCCGCAUGGAGGGCUGGUGCCAGCAGAUGGAGCAAGAGACCAAAGACAACCAGCUCUCAGAGGAGGUGUUGGGGAAGGUCCGCAGUGCAGUGGGCAGUGCUCAGCUCCUCAUGACCAAGAAAUUUGAGCAGUUCAGAGGGCUGUGUGAACAAAACUUGAAUGUGAACGCCAACCCGCGGCCCACAGCCCAGGACCUGGCGGGCUUCUGGGACCUGCUGCAGCUCUCCAUCGAGGACAUCAGCCUCAAAUUCGACGAGCUCUACCAACUCAAGUCCAGCGACUGGCAGUCCCCUGCCGUGGCCCACUCGCCCCCCGAGCGGAAGGACAAGAAAGAGCCCCCUCCUCCAGUGCCAAAGAAGCCCGGUAAGGGGAGGCCGGUGCUGGGCCGCGAGAAGAGCGCCGACUCCGCCUCGUCCACCUCUUCGGCGGAGAAGCAGCGGACGGAGGCCCGCAAGCGCCUACUGGCUGCCAAGAGGGCCGCCUCGGUCCGGCAGAACUCGGCCACGGAGAGCGCCGACAGCAUCGAGAUCUAUGUCCCUGAGGCCCAGACUCGCCUCUAAGAGAGAGAAACUGGGAUGGCAGAGGGAGAGAGGGGGGGUUGGGGUCUUCUCACCACACACAGGGUAGUCUGGUCUUAGUGGCCGCCAGUCUACAGUAGAUGGAGUGAGAAACAAAGAGAGAGAGAGAACUUUUGGGCUGUAGACGAUAUGGGGAAUGCUUGUCUCCUCUCACGAGGCUGCAAUGGAAAAACCUAAACCACAGCCUUUGUUACUAUUUUUAGAACUUUUUUGAGGUUAUUUUAUUAGGAUCCCCAUUAGCUCUUGCGAAAGCAGCAGCUACUCUUCCUGGGGUCCACACAAAACAUGAAACACGUCAUAAUACAGAACAUUAAUAGACAAGAACAGCAUACAUGUAAAACGUUGCACAUAGCCUACAUACCAGUACAUACACACAAAACUCUUGAGUAUUACGCAAAUUAUGACAUUUUUUAUUGAUGAUGGUAUUAUUAUUAUCUCCUAAAGAAACUAUAUCAAGACUAUUUUAGAUGUACCUGUAUCUUGGCUAUAAGAGAUCUAAUAUGCGGACAGAGUAAGCGUUUGUGCUUUCCAAAGCCCCUCCCUCUCCCUUGCCUUGGCCAACCCAUAGUUUGCACAACACCACCAUGUGGUCAAACGUACACACACUUAUUCAGAGGAGCGCGCACACACACACACGCGCAUCAGACCCACAGCUAUCAAUGUCUUCCUGGUGCUUUUUUGUUCUCAUUGUUUUCUUCUGUUUUGUAUGAGCCCUUGCCUGCAGUUCUAGAUUCGUGAGCAGUUUCGGAAAGCAGGGCACCGAAAACUGAAUUAGGAAAUAGAGGAUUGGGGGUAUUUAACGUCAAAUAUCACAACUUCUAUAUAUAAGUGAGAUCUAUUGAAAACAUAAUGUAUGUUUUUGUCCAACCUUUGUUAAGGUUGUAUAUGAAAAAACAAUCGGUACUUUAUAACUGACUCAAACUACACUUACACAUCAGUAUUUACUGGAGUAACGUUUGAAGAUCCUACUUUUCCAUUGAGAUGAUAUUGUUUUCUGCCAUUUUUGGUCUGAGGAUGUAUUCAUCAGCCAGUGUCCACAGUCCCAUGACAAUGGCCACACUUUGCGCUCGCAUGUGUCUCCAUUGGUCUGUGAAUUUACUAAUCGGUCCUUUUUAUAAGGCACCACACAGGGGGGGGAAAAAAUGACUGAAACCUGGUGGAAACGCUCCUUUAAUUGUCCAUGGCAAAAUAUUUCGCUACGUUGUUCCCUAAUGAAUACAACCAUGGUGUAGGUAUAUCAGAUCAAUUGAAUAUAAUUCAGGUUUUGUGGAAAACUUGCACGUAGAGGGGUUAGACAGGACCACCAUUGAGAACUGUCCCGCUGGGAAAAAUGUGAUUGAGUUUUGUAUUGUUUCCUUGUUAUUUCAGGAUGCUUUUAACAACGUUAUCAUGUUGCAUCAUUGUGGCUAUUUCAUUGAACAUUUUCAAAAGUCUGCGGGUUUUAUAAAGUAGGUACUUCUAGCAACUCCAGCUUGUUGCGGCAGCAAUAUAAUUCAAAAUGGUUUCUUUCCCAAACUUCUGCCUCAACUUCCCUCUCUACAAUUCACCUUGUUUUUUAUAUUGUAAAUGAGUUUGCACAGAUGCUGGUGUGUUUCCCAUACGGGACCACUACUCAGUUUGCAUGGGAAAGUUGUGGUCAAUUCCACCUCAAAUUCCAGUCACUUCAACCAUAAUUCCAUUUAAAAUCUCUAUAGGAGAGCAAAUGAAACUAAGGCCAAUUCAGACUUGAGGUUAAGCAUCAAAUAACUUUGACUAAUGCCUGCUAAAUGACAGUAUUGUAUUCGACUAUUCUCCACACUGCACACACCCAUGUAAAUGGUCCGUGAUUCACUGCACUGCAUAUUCAGUGCUACUGUAUGGCUUUUCUCACAUCACAGUUCCUGACCAGACGGGCUCUUCAAAAGAGAUGGAGAAAGGAAAGGACACAACUCGAGGAGACUGAAGAAAGGAUUAGGAGACUAGGAGAGGAAACUGCUUUAGACUAUUUCAGUAGCACUGUGUGAAACCAUGUUGGAAGCUCUCUUACCCCCCCCCCCCCCCCCCCCCCCUACAGGUAAUAGUUUGCACUACAUCUCAAUUGUCCAUGACAGUUUUGGAGGGAAGGAUUUCAUUCUUGAAUGUAGAAGAAGACAUUGUUUGCAUUACAUUUUUUUUUAACUAAGCACCCUGUCAUACCACUGCCUACCACUUGUUGUAGUUUUAUUUACGUUAAAUAUCAUCCCUAGAUACCUACACAUUUUUGAAUUGAGACAAAUGAUUACAUCUCUAUUAUAGUACAUCUCUUUGUAAUUUCUUUGCCAUCAUUUAUUUUUUGAAAAUGCUGUUGGUACUUUAACAAAAAAAGAAAUGCAUUACCUUUCUGCCUGUGUGGGAAGUAUAGCCAUCUGGGGAUUCACUCUCUCAAGAGGCCUGUAAAAGUGGGAAAUGGAAUGAUUCCAGUCAAGUAAUAACAAAUAGCCUAAUCUCUCAUCUCACAAAACAUAUUAACUUUGUCAAAUGAAAAUAUCAGUAAUACAUUCUUUAUCUGGGUGUGAGAGAUCAAUACGUUUGAAAUUCAAUGGUAUUUAAUUCACCACUAGGGGACAUUUAUUUAAGGGUACCUGUCAAAAGUUGGUGAUUUUCAAAUGAUGAAACCCUGAUGAAGACAGCUUGCUGUCGAAAGCAUUAGUGACUAAAUAAUUGCAUCGGAGCUACUAGAGUGUGCGGCAUUUCCUUUUCUCUAAAAUGUUUUGCUUUCUCUAAAAGACUCCAGUGGUUGUGGGGAGACGCCAGGGGGGUGUCCCAAAUGGCACCCUAUUCCCUACAAAGUGAACUAGCUUUUACUUUUCAAAAGUAAUGCACUGUUUAGGGAGUAGGGUGCAAUUUGAGACAAAUUCUAUAAAAAGGCAGAGUGAACUGUAUACUACCAGGGAACAGCAUUUUCACAGUUGGUCAUUACAAAAAUGCUUCCGACCAUACAUUUCCAACCAGUACUGUUUUUUUGUUUUUUUUAUAGCUAAUUAAGACUUUUUGUGGUAGCCAGAUACUGGUUCAUUGUGUUUGUUUCUUGUUGUUUGACAAAACACUGAAGAAUGUAGUCUCCUCCCCCUUCUCACUAUCUCUCACAUACUAUGACCAACUGCUAUUGAAUGUUCUGUGUCCAAUUCCACAUGGUUUCCCCUUUGCUACACAUGGCUAGGGCAUGCAGUAGUGACAGGGAACUCUACCUACAUCUUUACUAUAUGUCAGAGUAAACACCAAUGAGUUUUCUUCCAUUUCUCCUUCUCAUCCCCCAACAUGUUCUCCUGCACCAUAUUGCUAGCCACAAACACUACCUUUCCCUGCUAAUUAAUUAGUGGUUCUUCUGUUGUUCCAAUGGCUCAGUCUGUUGAAGAUGGUGCUUGCAACACCAGGGUCACCACAGGGGGACAUAUACAAUGUGUUCACUUGAAUAAAAACGACAUUCACUUUUA